Messenger RNA from Venturia canescens, 13081 nucleotides. It is a transcript of the gene wge, whose product is annotated as winged eye. The record is from RefSeq and is a predicted model, not a curated record. The coding region runs from base 930 to 8693 and encodes 2587 amino acids. Gene Ontology annotation, molecular function: chromatin binding. The transcript is spliced from 21 exons. Lineage: Eukaryota; Metazoa; Arthropoda; Insecta; Hymenoptera; Ichneumonidae.
ACUGGUAACAUGCAACGUCGCGACGUUGCAAUAAUAAAACGCCCAAUUUAAACCGGAAGUGUGUAGCCAAGCGAAAAAGCGUAUACGAGUUAAUUCGGAAAAACAAAGUGGGGUCAAACAAUCGAAAGCGUUCUUAUUGAGUGAUUUACGAUAAAAGAAACGUCGAGAGACCCGAUAAAUCUCAUCCGUGAUGAUACGACAGUGAUUUUUUUAGUAUCGCUCCGAGUUUGAGACGACAGAAAAACAAAAGCGGCUCUCUGAGAUCCGUCGGCCGAAUAUUCCGGACGACAAUCAGUGUGAACACUUUAUUGAAAAAGCAUGUGCAAUAUAUCAAGUGUUGAGUGUUUUGGAAAUGUUUAAACCGUCGUAAUACAUUUCUGCACGGAAAUAUUGCGAAUUUUGGGUGUUCCGUUGGGAUCUUCGUUUUUGUUAUUCCAAUACAACGGUAUUGAAUCAGUUUUACACAACCGCAGACGAAAGAGCGCCGAAAAUGUAGCGCCGUCGGUAAAGGGACUGGGCGCCGGAAAAGGUUGAAAGUAAACAUCGAGUAUCCCGCGUAGAAACAAGCGGAUAAACUAUCUCGUUGCAUUUUGCUCUCCAUUAUUUUUUAUUUUUUUUUCUCCAUUUUUUGAGUGCGCUCCUUCAGUGAGGGAAUAUUAAGUGACGAUUUUCUAUGUGAGUUCAUACACCGUUGGCCAAUGAAAGUGACCGCUCUUCCCAACGAUAAAUCGUCGAGCAGUCUCAAAGGAUUUUUUCGUGCUACGAUCGGAGAAACGGAUUUGAGAGAUUGAAAAUUUGGUGUUUGGCGAUACAAAUAAAAGGAGCGAGGGAAGGACACGUGAUGAUAUAGGAUUGUAGACGGUGGAGUCAUCCGCCCAGUCAUCACAGUGGAGUUCUGCUUUAUCGCUGCCUCGGGAGGGGGUGGUCCGAUGUUGGUCCCUCCCGUGGUUCAAGGGGGUACGGGGAGCCGUCAGGUCGGGGACACAGGUGGAAACCGGGGUCAACAAUCCACGGUUCCCAGUGCUCCCGCAACUCUUUGGCCACUCGCGCCGAGCCAGCACAACCAAACAGCCAGUCAACAAUCUCACGCGACUCCACCACUCGCCGCGACCCCUUUACCGGCACACAAUCAAGGUGUCAGCCGUUAUGGACUUUAUUCCUUAUUUCCAGGGGGUGGCGGAGCGAGCUAUGUCGCUGCUACUCCUGCCACCCCCAGCAGUACCUCGGCUCGGGCUUACCACGCAACAACUCACAAGGAAAGAACAGUUUCAGAGAGCGUAUUCUCAGCGGCUGUCGGGGUUGGGGUCGGUGGUUACACCUGGGGCGCUCCCACGCCACCCCCGGGCUCACCGUACAGUCCUGUACCCGUGACUCAGCUCGAACUACUUGCCAAGAAUCUGGCGAGUCUGGCACCGCAUCACGCGACCGGUCAUCAGCAAACAUCUCAUCAGGCUCAUCAGUCCCUGAGCUUACAAGGCGCUGUGGGGGUUAACGUUGCAGCUGCUGCAGCCGGUGCGAGUCUACAUCAUGCCCAGCACACUCAACACACCCUCAAUCUCGCCGGUCUUCAUCAUCUUCAUCACGGUGAGUCGACGAUGACGACGACAUCGGCGACCUCCUUUACGUCCAAGUUUAUUGACGAGCAUACGCUCACCUUCGGAGGUCUCCAUCAAAACGCAUUCUCGCCUCAAUUAUCACUGGUGACGGCGGGUACACCGACGUUAACUAUAAACAGCUUCUCGUCACCGAGUAACAGCCAACAGGGGAGCGUCGUUCCAACGACCGGUGUACUCCUUCACCAGGAUUAUCAGACUCAGACUCAGGCAAUAACGAGCACCGGAUGUACGACGGCGGUCAACGUUUCGACGAUACCGAGUGGCUCGACUUCGAGUUCUAUGAGCACGAUGCUCGUACAGGCUGGUGCACAUAAUGGUAACAAUACCGGUGGCUUUCUUCAACAAACGACUAGCUGCAGCAGCAGCAGCAGUAUGAAGAAACUCGAGAACUUUGGCACUGUACAAACUACGACCACCGGACAAACGGUCAAGUUGGAGAACAAAACUCGCCAGCCAUGUAUAUGCAAAAGUAAUAACGGCAAAACGAAAUUGGUCCAUUCCGAUGCCGGCUGUAGUCGCACCCUGCCAGUUGCCUCGUCCUGGAACAGUCAAACGGAGGGAAUGACUCUGUGCACGAGCAAUUCGAAUAAUAUAGUUACGGGUACAACGACGACGGGAGUCGUGAACGCGAGUCUCGUGAAGCGAGAGCCUAUGACAACGGUACCGUGUCAAGUAGCCGAAGUCUCGACCUCCCUUCACGCGACAACGACCGCUGUUAAGAUCGAGCCUAUGCCGACAAAGUCCGAAAAUGGAAUCGUCGUCUCAACAGCAGGAUCUGGCGGAAUUCCGGUUGGUAUCGCAGUCGCGCGACAGAGACUACAGCACCAGGAAACAACGUCGUCGUCGAUGCGAAACGUAUCACUGAGUCAUCACACCUCGCAUCAUGCGAGCUACCACCAUUUUCAACCUGACAAUCUCGGCUCCGCAACAGCUAUGACCAUGGGAGGAGCCACCCUGGUGCACUGCGGAAACAGUGGGGAUGAACGUCCAGCCCAUCUCACCAUUCCCUCUGGUAGCCUCGCACCCUCUCUCAACGCAGCUCUUGGCUCUACACUCAAUUCUGGCCUCGGUAAUAUCGGAGGUGCGGGAAAUCCCCCUGCCGCCGGGACGACGGCUGCCUCCUGGCCACCGACGAUCUGGCAAUAUCCGACAGCAGCAAUGCCUGCAAUGGAGCCCGUUGGUUUUCCACAAAUGGGAGUCGGUCUACAGAGUGGUCUUCAGGGUGGUUUGCAGCUUGUCAGAGAUCCGACUAGUGGACACCUCUUACUUAUACACGCAGCUGCAGGAUUUUCUCAUUCAGCUGAACAGAUGCAACAGGCUGUUGUAUGGCCGAAUUAUCCGAACCACAACGGUCACAAUAUCGGACCACCCCCACUUUUACUUCCGCCGCCACCGCAACCGCCGUCACUUCAACUUUUGAGCGACAUUGGAGGUGCCAGAUUUGUACUGACUGAAAACAAGAGGAAACAACAAAGCACUGUACCAAUCGUCAAGAUCGAGGCUGAUUGUGGCAGCAGUCCAACAACUAUUAUUGCAUCCGCGGAAUCGAGUAAAACCCUCCAGACCGUGACGUCGAUGGCAAGUGCUCUCAUGCCGGACGCCCCUCUUCUGACAACCCUUCACUAUUAUCCUCACGCUCCGGCCCUCGUGCAGAUAAGCCAAGCAGAGCAAACGCACUGCACAUCACAGCAACGACAUACGUUUCUGUCGAAAGCAACAUCCCCAGUUUCGUGUCUCACACCACCACCAGAAGUGUCGCAAAUUCAUGCGAUUGAGCCACCCGAAACGACGCCGAUCGGGGUUCAAGAUGCGUCCAACCAAACUGACGGUGUCGAGACCGAUGACGAACAUUUGCCGAAUGAUUCUUACGUCAAGCAAGAACACUGCUCAACGCCCUGUCAAUCUGUGAUGACGAAUCCCACGAGUUUUGAUUUAGUUUCCUCGAGUCACGAGCGCACAAAAGCACCGUUGGGUAUGAUCCCCUUAACGAACAAUACUCUCAUCGACCAAUCGAUGAUCGCACAAACGGCGUGCAACCUCAUCGGUAAGUUCGAAAAGUCCGAAAACACUGUGAUAAAUGCUGCUGACUGCACGAGAUAUGCAACGACGACCUCUGUCACGACGAUAACCCGGUGCGGCAGCGAAAUCAACUCAGUCGAUCGAACAAUCGAGAGUGUCGUUAGCUGUCGUUCGAUCAAUGACGAUGAUGCUAAUCUUGAUGAGGAAGAUUCAUUGAAUAUCGAUGAAGAAUCUGGUUGCGAGGACAGAGUAUCAAGAAUAGGUUCCAGAGUUAUUGAAAUAACGGAAGAAAACUGUGACAGCUUUCAUGAGAAUCUCGAAUUUUUUGGUCGCAGACGUGAUCCCGUUGAACAGAUAAGGAAACCCUUCUAUUCUGAGGCGAUGCUUAACGAAGAGAGAGCUUUGGAAAUAAAAAGGAACGAGGAUUCUAUAAGUAUGCUGGAAACGAGUGAUGAGAUAACGAGCAAGCAGGAAGACGAGCAAAUUUCGGUCGGCAGCCCUCAAAUUGCAAAUCAUGCGGAAAAUGCCGAAGAAAAUUUGCACAAAGAAGUUGCAACCUCAAAGGAACUUGUUGUUCCCUCUGUAUGUGAAGAGAGUGCUCGAGACUGCGAUGAUAGGGGGGAGAGCGUGGUCGAGUCAACGAAUCCACCGAUUGUCGAGGAGCCCUCACAAGUAUUCGGUAGAUCGUUUGACAUGCCGUCCAUCGAUUGCGACGAAGAACGUGAAACUUUGGCAGUGAUUGUAGUCAAACAGGAAAAAGACGAUGAAACGAUUGGCCAUGAUUCACAUUCUGGAACUAAUGAUGCUUCCUCACAGGCCGAAAAAUCACUGCGUCACGAAAGAAAACAGUCGGUCGAGAGAUUUCAUCCUGGUAUUGAAAACGUUGUGGAAAAAUUGAAGAAAAAUGCCGCAGCAGCACUGCAUGAUCAUCAGGCAGCUUAUAACUCUGAAAAUUCAAGAGAGGGACAAUCAGAGAUUGAAAGAUCUCCGUCACACCUCGAACAGCCAUCCAGAAAACUGGAAAAUGGCUUGAAGAAAAUGUUACUGCGUUCCCAUGAGAAUUCAGCGAAUUCCGAGCACUUUUCAAGCUCGAUGUCUCUGGAAACUCAUCCCAAAAUUAUUCAAGCCGAUUCGUUUGGCAAAGGAGUCUGCUCAAAAACCUGGUUACCCACUGACAAUAACAAUGACAUCAGCAGUAACAAUCAUAAUUUGAAGAUCACUGAUAAAAACACUAACGAUGCGAUUCUUAAAGGAGGAAAAAUAGCACCCAUUUAUCCGUCUUCCAACUCAGUUAAUCAGGAUGAAGAGUAUCCUCGAGAAUUUUCCAGUAAUAAAUUAUCAACCAAGAUUGAAGCUGACCAAACGAUCGGGAGAAAAUAUGAUCUCACAAGCAAACCCAGUUUCGUGAAUGAAAUAAUCGAUUCUAAGCAUUCGAGUCAACGGGAUGAAACUAAAAAUUGUAUCGACGAUCAAAUAGUUAAGCUUAAAGCACCGGAAAAACCUAAGCAGAAUGUGGACCUGAGUGGUCUCGAACUUUUAUCCAAUAGCAUUGCUCAGUACGAGCAUCUUGUUCCAGGAACUCCAGGGUAUGAGGAUCACGUGAUGAAUUCAUCGGAUCAACAGUCACAGCAAGACGAAAGCAAUAAUAACGAAGUUGACAGUCCUCUGGGUCUCUUGUGUGCGCUGGCGGAGCAAAGAUUCAUGGAAGAAGUUGGUUCCAGUGGAUCCAAAAAGCCGAAAGAGUAUGUUGAUAAUUCCGAGGAGAUUUCUCAAGCUGGACGGCUUUUGUUGAAUUUGGGUAAAUGCUCGGACAACGAGAGAAAGAGAAAAAGAUCAUUGGUCGAUGAAAAUGAAGAAGACGGAAUAGAUAAAUCAAAGCGAAUUCGCGAAGACAGCACCGGAAGGGAAAGUCCCAGUGCUGAAUAUACUCCUCGGUUUGUUGAUAAAUAUAGCAAAGCUCGAAGAUUCGUUGCAAAAUCGAGAGAAGACACGCUUUACGCUGACAAAACUCGAAGGAAUAGCGUAUCGAUGGUGAAUAACGAGGUAGCUCCAACAACGAAUGGAACGAAGAGAAAUUACGUGGAGAACGAAGUGGAAUUCACUGAUUCUGAAGCUGAGAAUAUUGACGCUCGUGUUUGUCCGCUGCGGUUAUCGAUUUCAAGGGAGGAUUCAGAAAAAUGCGAUCUAACAACAGCAGAGAAUCCGAAUGGAAAUGAUCAAGAUUGGCCAAACAUGGAUGCAAUGGAGUUGGACAUGAGAGUGAGAAUGGCAGAUAUACAGAAGCAGUACAAAGAAAAGCAGAAAGAACUUCUAAAAUUACCACCGAAGAAAGAUGAGAAGAGAAGUCCCGGGCGGCCGAGAAAAAAGAGUCAAACGAGUUCUGACUACGGUAGUAUGGAUCUCAACGCUUCACCUCCGAAGUCACCCAUUGACGAGGCUCUGGAUAACGCUAAUCAGCAGCCUCUUACAUCCAUGCCAAAUCUUGCGAUUCCCAGGUGCAACGUUAAUCUUGUUAAACUUGGCGAACCCAGGAGCCAUAUCAAAUUGUUGGAUAACAUACCAAGCAUUCCAAUACCGGUUCCUCCUGUAGCAUCACCGAUUACCGUGCUACCGGCUGCUAAAUUGAUAACAGAAGAUGAAGACAAAAAUAGUUUAGCGUUGGGAUACGAGACAGCUUCGUCGUCAGCGCCAACAGUUGCUAGUUCGAGUUCGGCAUCGAAGAAGCGAAAAGUUGGAAGACCAAGAAAGCUCAUGUGUAGUUCCGGGAGUGCGAGACAUUUGACGGAAACUAUAGUCGCGAAGAAACCGAAGAGCAAAAGUUCCCUCGUGGGUUAUCUAAUGACAUCGAAAAACAGACACUUGCAAAAUAAGUUCCUUGGUAAAUCCGGCUACACGCCACUUCCAUUCAAGUCUGGUAUUGCGGGUAACAAGAACUCCAAGUCCCAUAAAAUCGCGAAAUCAAAGGUCAAACCGGUCAAGCAAACCCCGUUGCACAACAAGAACGUGAUAAGUUCUAUUAUAGCUGAGAAAGCGAAACUCAGCCAGGAAACAAAGUUGGAGAGACAAGUGACGAAGGUUAAGCCGAAAUUAAAAGCGGAGGCUAAGAUGAAGAUGUGGGAGGAAGAUGAAAGCGGAGAAUGGAAUUAUACGAUUGAAAGGGUUCCACCCGAAGUUCCAAGCGUUGAAAAAGAAUCCACUACGGAGAUGCAACCAGAGCCAGCUAAGAUUGUGGUGGAAGAAGAAACGAAUGAGGUAGAACCAGAUCGGCAAGAAAAGCUGAAAAAGAAAAAACGUAAAUCAACAUCGACCUCACCGAACAGACGCAAGUCCAGUGAUCACGAAAGAAAAGAAUCGAGAAAACGAAAGUCAUCUUUGGAUUGCAAAGAGUGCAAAGAGUGUGCUAAAGCUGCGAAAGCCGAUAAUAAAUCGGAUAAUAUUCUCUCAAAGUGUAAACUGACAGAUGCGCAUUUAGCGAUCGAUCAGUUGAGAGUAUUGACGGCUAUGGGAGGAUUGUUCUAUGCCGGCAGAUUGAGUGCUGUGCAAGCACCUGAUGUUUACGCGAUUACCCUCGACGGUGAACGGGGCAAUAGACCUCAUAUACAUUCCCGAGAAGAAAUUCUCCGAGAUGCUAUCGUCGAGGUUUGUCCCUCCUCAACGAAGGAAUUACCACCUGGCACGAGACUCUGCGCUUACUGGAGUCAACAAUAUCGUUGCUUGUACCCUGGUACUUCUGUCGAACCCUCGGAGGCGGAUCCUGAACUCGAUGAAAAAUUCGUCAGCGUGGAAUUUGACGAUGGUGAUAGCGGCAGGAUUGCGUUGGACGAUAUUCGAUUGCUUCAACCUGAUUAUCCUGUUGUUGAAUACGAUCCCAAUCCUUUGCUCACAUUGGGAAAAAGGCGUAGACAAACAUCGAUGUCGACGGAUGAAAAACGUUCAUCAUCAGCUGGAAAUGUACGGGAUGCUCAAUCUUUAACGAUAGCUAGAGAUGGUCAAACGAACGAAAACUUAAUGGUUGAUCGAAAAAUUGAGGGUGAUGUGACGGAGCUCCGCAAAGGCGAUGGAGCGGAAGCUAAUGCUUUGGGAGAGCAUCGGGAGAGGAAGAGGCUGAAAAAAAGGAGACGCGAUAAACUUAAGAGACUCAACGAAGCUCAAGAGGGAAAGAAGAAACAUCGUAAGCACAAAUGUUGCGAGGAGCAUCGAAAACACAAGCACAGGAAACAUCGGAAACAUAAGCACAAGCACAAUCAUCAUAGUAGUUACAGCGAGGGGAGUCAUGUCAGUGGAGGAGAGAGCUGCAGUGGGCACAAAAGUGAGGAGGAAACGUCGCCGUCUAAUGAGAAUGCGGAAAAGGCGCUUGACAUUCCACAAGAAGAAGAGGAAGUAGGAGAAAGGAAUGAGGGACUAUGCCAACCUCAAGAAGAAGAGGAAGAACGUCUCGAUGAGCCGGUCGUCGAUCCAAUUAUACCGGAGGGGAAAGUUGAAAAACCGAAGAAACAAGAGAAGAAAGCAAAAGCUAGAGAACGUCAAGAAUCGGUGGAAAGUCGUAGCAAAAUGGCAGCGUUUUUACCGGCACGACAAUUGUGGGGUUGGGCAGGAAAAGGUUAUCGGAGACCGGGUGCGAAAGGUCGAGCGAAAAAACAAUUUUUCCGGGCUAUUCAACGCGGCAACGAGACUAUACAGAUCGGUGACAGCGCUGUAUUCCUCUCUACCGGUCGACCAGACAGACCUUACAUCGGUAGGAUCGAAUCGAUGUGGGAAACAUCGAGUUCAAACAUGAUCGUCAAAGUCAAAUGGUUCUAUCAUCCUGAAGAGACUGUCGGGUGUCCACCGAAUCUCAAAUAUCCGGGUGCGCUUUUUGAAUCACCGCACAUGGACGAGAACGACGUGCAAACGAUAUCUCACAAGUGCGAGGUCCUGAAAUUAGCAGAUUAUACGAAAAAAUUAGGAAAAGAACCGCACAGAUACUUAACGAUCUACGACAACAACGACAUAUAUUAUCUCGCUGGAUAUUACGAUCCGACAACUUAUCUUCUCAAUAUGCAGCCCGAUGUUGUUUGAGAAAAGCUCAAGCUGACGAUCAAGUUAACGGGAGUUAAUUGAUCCUCAGCGACGUGAAUUGAUCUUCAGUCUUGAAAAAAAAAAAAACGAACAAUGAGUAUAUUUUCAAAGGAAAAACAAAAAACAAUCAGAGAAAUGGACAAAGAUGCAAUAAUCUUGGAAUCGAGUGGCAUUAAACUGUUGAGCGGAAUGAUAACAAUACAGUUUCGACAAGAUCGAAAGAGAUAUUGUGUAAAUAUUGUAAAUAUUUAUGAAUAGCAACCUCAUAAUGAAAUUUCACGACACAUUCAAUUCGUGAAUAAUUUGAUGAAGCACAGUUAUUUUAUUAUUAUUAUUAUUAUUAUUAUCUUUUAACUAAUUUCAAAAACUCUUUUACGACGAAAGCCAAGAUGCGGUGAUUUACAAUGCUUAGUGAUAUAUGAGGAUGAAAAACGAUACACGGUGCUACGUAACCGUAAGCGUUAUUGUUAUUUUACUUUUUUCGCUUAAGAAUAGACGCUUGUUGGAGAGUUUUCAAAACUCUUUGCUCUAUCUAUAUCGGUAAAAAUCGAAUAUUUUAACAAUUGUUCGUCAAAGGUGAAAGAAUGAUCAGGUCGACAGUGUUGAGGAAUAGUGGAAAAUCAACUAGAGUUUUUGCGGCAAGUCGCAAUUUGUGCAAAGCAUUAGUUUUAAGGCGACUUCUUUACAAGUUCGUUUUUAUAUAUUUCGGAAAGACAAAUCCAUCCUACAUUUAAUCUUUGGCUUAAUAACCAUUAUUAUUUUUUAUAACAAGAGAAGUAAAUGGAAUAAGAAAAAAAACUCCGGCCAUUCGUGCGUUCUGAAUUUGUUUUGUUGGUUAAACAUACACUUUUUUAUUAUACCGCGAUAUUUAUGGGAAUCAAAAAACUUGUACAUAUUUGAAGAGACCCAUUAUUUUCGUUUAUUCCCUUACGCUUUAUUUUCAAUAAUUUUGCUGCGAUCUUUGGUUUUCAAAAAUGUUUUUUAUCUUAUGAUUUUGCGCGAUUUUGUAAAUGCUCAUGAACCGUAAAUAUGCUUUCGCUUGUUGAUAAUUUACGUUUUAUGGUUAUCAACUUUUAUGCACAUAUAUUCUUGAAUAUAUAUACAUAUAUAUAUAUAUAUAAAUAUGAUGAAUCUAUUAUGAAUAUGAAAUGUAUAUGAAGACGAAACUUUUUCAAAAGUUCAAGUACGAACUAGUACAAACUGAGAAACACAAUAAUUGUCGUCCGGUGUGAUAGUUGAUCGAUUUUCUACAGAAUGAGGCUGAAUGAGCACGAGAUCGAUGAAAUAUAGAAUGAGAGUAGGCUGGGGUAAUCGCCAACACUUAAAAUGUAACAUUUUACAACAUUUCAGAAACUUGAACCAAAAGUAUCGGCACAUUCAUCAACAUUCGCAACGCUUAGUCGUAGUGCUCAAUGCAUUCGAUACACAUUCUACUCGAAAUUCUUUGUUCAAAAUUUCUCAAGUACGUCGUACAGAAAUUAUAACGUAUAUUUUUAGGCAAAAUCAUUUUUAGCGUUUAUACAUGAUGAAAAUUUUGAUUGAGCGCAAAAUUGAUUCAAAUCACUAUUAAAAACUGAUAAACAUACAAAAUUGGUUGCAUAGAUUUUCUGAUGUGACACCGAUUGUUGCUAUACAAUUUUCUAAACAAAUUGUGCUUUCCCAAACGAAUGGACAUUGCAAAAAUACUUGGAAUAGUCCAUGCAGUAUUUUAUUUAAAACUAUAUCGAUUUUUUAUCAAUUCAAUUUCAUUCAAGUUAGUUAUCAAUUUAUUUGUUCGUUUGAUUUGCCCUUUCAGCUAGAUUUUUCAAAUUCAAUACUUUCACAACUUUAAGUUUUUUGGACGUUGUUGUAUACUUUGUUGAAUUAUAAAUGGCAGGAAUUCUUUGAGUGAUUCUCGUCCGAAAAACCAAGGAUUUUACGUCUAUUGAUGGCAGAGUUGUUUAAAAUGAAUCUGCAUUGUUCGCGAUAAUCCUUUCCUAUUAUUGCGGCCCGAGAUCUGCUCAAUGACGGAGAGAUCUUAAUAAUUACGCUGAUCAAAUAUUUUCCUGUCUAAACUCUAAAAUGUUUGUAGAUAAGAAUCGAGCCGCUACCGCGUCUCUUGAUAUCAAUCAAUUAGUAUUUUCAUUUGUAUGGCUGAGCAAACGAGCACUAAGAGUUUAUGAAUUUUGGUACGAAUUGUUGCGACACAGCGAGGUACGAAGGAAGAGUUGAUAAAUGUGCGAAAAUUGUUACGUGAGGCUUGAACUAUCGACGAAAUAUAAAGUAAAAUCGAGUCUGAUUUGAGACUGGUUUUUGUAUUUUUUAUUAUUUCCAAUGCGUUGUCAAUCGAUCUAACCGGUAGUGAAGAAAAUAUAAAUGGCUAAUGCGAAUUGAAGUGUAUGAAUGCAGAGCAGAAGAGCGAGAGGUGCGAAGUAACAAAGAAGAUACAAAUAUAUUAAGUAAAGAGGGAUAAAACAUGAAAUCGAUUAAAUCACAGAGACACUCGAUCUGUAGCGUUACUCAUAUAUAGUAUUUUUCCAUAAAGGUGCACCACGGUGGAGUCAGUCUUAGGCUUUUUUGUAUAACGGAAAAAAUGUGGCGAGAUAAACGAGAAAAUGAAGAAAUUAUACAAUCUAAAGUAGACUUGUCGCUGGCUCUGUUGAAACGACAUGUGAAAAAUUUUCAACUUUAUGAAACAUAUUCGCUUGUAGAUUUUUGUAUAUAUAAAAUGUAACUACGUAGAAAGCGGAAGGAUUUUUGUGUUCCGAUCAACCGAAGUAACAAGACUACAUUUAAUAAUAAUCGAGGGAAGGAAAAAACACUAAUUAGUUAACGUCAGAUCAUUCACAGUUGCAGUUGUUGAUACGUGGAUCUUUUUUCUGUUGAUAUUCGAUGAGAGAUACAAAGAAUUUUUAUAAAGAAUUGUGUUUUCCUUCUUUUUCAUAAUGGAACGAAUAAAAACUUAUGUAACAGUCCCUAUUUCAUGAUCUUAUUAUUCUCGUCAUCAUUAUCAUCACAGUUAUUUAAAUAAUCGACGAGGACAUUGUAAAUAGCAAACGAGUUCGAUCGAAAUGAAAUUUGACAUAGAGGACGGUGGAUCCUCAUUAAAUACUCUUUCAGGUUUUUGUUUAACAACUUUGAAAUUUAUAUUGAAAUAGAAAAUAAGUUUGGGUCUAUGGGGAAAGAUGAGAAAUAGUCGAGAUCGAUAGUGAUUUUCGGAUUGAACGUGUUUGGAAAAUAAAUAUAGGAACAAUGCAGGGAAAGGUUUCUGCUUAAUAUGAAAAUGAUUGGUCACAAAAUAUUUCAUGAAUUCCACACAUUGGCGAUUAUAUUUUUCAAAAAUACUUAUAAACGGAAAUACAUUAUGAUAAUAGUAUCCGUACUAGUCCAUAUCCGACAAUGAAACAGAAAAGCAACAAGGAAAUAAUGAAUCUAAAACGCAGCACAUCUAAAUUAAUAUUUCGAAAUUCGUGCUUGUCCGAACGACGAGUGACAUAUAAAAAUUACAUUGUACUUUAGGAUAAAACGAAAUUUCGAGUCACUAUAUUGAUGCGCUUCUUGUAAAUUCUACUUUGGCGAUAAAUUAACAAUAAAACAAACAAAUAAUGUGCGAAAGAGAUGAGAAGCGCAAAAUUAUGAGAUUGAAGCUAAAUCAUCACAUAUUUUAUUCUAAACGAAAACGAAAGAAAAAUCGAAUUAUUAUAUUUUAUUAAAUACACGACGAUGAGACAAGGGGACAAUUUCGAAUACGUAGUUUUAGGGAAAUAAAUGCGGUCUCGGUGCAAAACGAACCAAGAAAUACGCUGGUUUUUCGUAUGAGAGAGAGAGCGAGAAAAUAAAAUAUAGCGAAGGUGUGAGAAAAGUGACGGAAGAAGGAUGAAGAAAUUGAGAAUGUUCGAACGAAUAUCUUCCGUUUGUAUUUUCUUAUAACAAUUUUUUCCGACGAACUCGGCCGGUGCAUCACAAUUCCGUGUUACCUUAGAGAACGAGAAGUAGAAAAACGAAAAAUUGAACAAAUGUUUUUUGAGAUUCGCAUUAAUUUGCAAUCGAAAACGUGUUUUUUCCAUCCGGUUCGUUUAAAACGAAACUGCAUAAAGGUGACAUUGACAGAAUUAUUAUAUAUACACACACACACACACUGAUAUAACGGCGAAAAAAUGUACGAGCGUGUGAGUGCGUGUGUUAAUUAGUGGUCGGAUGCGAACGGGAGCCCGAAAAAAAGGGAAAGAGAAGGAGAGUGAAAGAGCGAGAGCGAGAGCGAGAGAGAGAGAGAGAGAGCGAGUUAAUUAAACUAAAAAGUUAGUUAAACUAAAAAGAGGUCGAACUCAAACGUGUUUCAUAUUAUGCUUUUAGAUGAGUCAGUCAGCGUAAAUAAGAAUGAAAUAAAAUAAAUAUUAUAUGAAAACAAA